Messenger RNA from Pseudogymnoascus verrucosus, 531 nucleotides. RefSeq lists its product as uncharacterized. The record is from RefSeq and is a predicted model, not a curated record. The transcript has a single exon. NCBI's taxonomy places the organism in Eukaryota, Fungi, Ascomycota, Leotiomycetes, Thelebolales, Thelebolaceae. The coding region runs from base 1 to 531 and encodes 176 amino acids.
AUGGAAGUUGAAGCUGAAGAUGCGAUCGUGGUCGCGUCGGAAGGGGAGGAGAGCAACGGCCGCUGGCAGCGACGUCUGCGAAAGCCAAGCACGAAGGCGAAACAGGAUGGAGAGGCUCAGAGCUCACUCGACAUGGUGCUCCCACCUUCUAGGAAGCGACUGAGAGGCGUUUCCCGGAACGCGACAACCCCUGAUACACAAAACGAUGAGAUGGGCAGAGACGGAGGACGCACGAUGCUACAGACACUACAGGAACAGAUGAACGAGCAGACGGGCAUUCUUAAAAUUAUCCUCGAAGCCUGGACGAAACAAGAAGCACACAAUAAGGCGAUGAAGGCGGAACUGGGUCGGGUUAAGGACGAACUUCAAGCGGUCAAGGAUGAGCUGAAUCGGACCAAGCAGGAAAUGGUGGAAGGCAUGGCGGCUCUAACCUCAGGACAAAGCAGCCCUAGCCCAUCCUAUGCCGAUGUUGCUGCUCACGUCUGCGUCCAGAACCUCCACCUUGUCGACAACCGACCCCCCGACAAAUGA